Molecule: messenger RNA, 2823 nt
Organism: Sphaerulina musiva SO2202
Lineage: Eukaryota; Fungi; Ascomycota; Dothideomycetes; Mycosphaerellales; Mycosphaerellaceae
Exons: 3
Coding region: 66-2252 (728 amino acids)
Biological process (GO): transcription by RNA polymerase III
Cellular component (GO): transcription factor TFIIIC complex
Molecular function (GO): protein binding
Source: RefSeq, a predicted model, not a curated record
GCCCCAUGCACCACUAGCAGCAAUGGUCUAGCAGGUAUUUUCACACCCUCUUCUCUCGUAGCGCCAUGACUUCACUAAGAUCAUCCCGCCGAGAUGCGCCACGGAAACGGUACACGAUAGACGCGUUCGAAGGGAUUGAAGAACUUGUUCUCGCGUCUGACGAACACUCCGGAUCCGAGGCCGUAGAGCAAGACGCUGAGGAAGAUGAGGACGAUCCUGGCUCCUUCCACGCUAGCGCAGAAUCUGUGGUACCCAGCGACGGUGAGAUGUCAGGAAUUAUCGAAAUUGGCGCGGUUGAGGAGAUUGAAGAUGAUGCCGACAGCAAUGCUGGGGAGCACGACCUGGACGACAGUAUUUCCAUCGCUGAUGACCCAGACGGGCCAAUCAGCACGCCCAAACAGCGCGGUAAGCGCAAAGUGGGAGACGUCCACAACGCUGAGCUGGAGACUUAUACUCGCGGUGUUCUCGACCAAUCUCUGGUACACAACCGGAUGUCUAAGCGUAAAAGGAGACUCCAUUACUUCGGACCAACCAAAGACUGGUCUGAUCUAUGGAAGGCCAGGGCUAAGUGGGGCUACGAGGUCUGCUACCCAAACCGCAAACAGAAGAAGGACGGCUCUGGCGGUUUUGCUUACACAGCUGCGUACAAUCGAGAACUGGCCAAGGUGGAAGUCAACUGGAAAUGGUAUCAUGAGGGAGGCGGUAAGGAAGGCUUCAAGAAGCGCCUGGUUGUCAGUGCUUUGAGCGAGGCGGAUGCUCAAGCGCAUCUCCCACACGACGGUGAAGGUGUGCGAAGCGUCUUAAUGGGGCCUGUUGAUCAACAGAGGUUAUAUCACUUGCAGCCUCGGCAAUUUCUGCCGCUAGCGACAUCUUUCGAGUACACUCCUCAGCUUGGACAGAAAUGGACGAGAACCCUGCCGAAAGACUAUAAGACUGGAUAUCUCAUCAACCUUGGGGCUAGGGUGCAAAGCCUCGACUGGGCGCCGAGCCAGCUUGGAUCGAAACACUUUCUCGCGGUCGCAGUCAUCCCUGAACGAGACGCAGCAGAAGAUGCUCCAGCAUUCUCACCACAGCCCGACUAUGAAUCCAGCAUACAGAUAUGGGAGUUCACAGCAGACGCCACGGGGCAUAUUGCAAUGGACGUAUCACCUAAACUUCGCAAAGUCAUCUGUACUUCAGUGGGUGACAUCAAAUCCUUGAAAUGGUGUCCCGUCCCGGCACAACAAUCAGCAGUACUGGGCUUCCUAGCCUUUAUAUCAGGUGAUGGUGCCGUCAGAGUCAUAGCAGUCGGGAGAACACCACCAGAUGACUCAACGGGAUACGUACUGGUUGAGAAAUAUGCCUUCGAGGCCCGACCUCCAAAUACUAUGUGCUCAGCCAUCACUUGGUUGUCUUCUACACGCUUAGCGGUCGCCUGUGCCAACGGAUGUCUAGGGGUCUGGGAUAUUGCAGAAUCGCUAAAAUCGCCCAAUCCAAAUCCUCGUCCCGUGAUCUAUGGCAGUCUCAGUCCUUCUUACAUCAUCGAUAUGACAUCUGGGUGGCCCAGCCAUCCGCACAUGCUCAUGACGACCUCCAUGAACGGCUACGAAAUGAUUACUGACCUCUCCAAGCCGUCGCCAUUCACACCUUGCGAGACAGCUCUCUCCCAUCGUAGCCGCAUGGGUCAGCCAAUCAUCAAGUGGAAUGAGUUCAUCAAAUGUGCGUUGAGCGGCGAGGACAAUCAUCUCAUACGAGCCUAUCCACUCCGAAGGUGGUUUGGCACAAUUGGGCUGCUGAAAGCCAAAAGCCAUGUUUCGUGCCUGGCUGUCAGUCCCUGUCACCCUUUUGUACUGACCGGCACCGUGGGCGGGGACGUGUUGGGCAACAAUCCCGUGCGGCGUGUUGCCGAUGGAAGCAAGACAACUCUCUGGAUGCAGACCUGGUUCUCGCAUGAGUGGAGGCGCCCUACCGAAGAAGAGAGGUCAGGUGCGCGUCGUAACGCCACUGACAGCAGCAGCCCUGCUGAGCAGACCUCAAUUGGCCGGAGCGGAUUGACUAGGAUCGUAGAAGGCUUCAAAGCAGAAAAAGUCACUCUCCAGAACAAUGCUAGUAUACCCUCAUCCAAUUCGAUGCAUGGCAAAGUAUACACCACCAUCUACGAAGCAAAGACUGCCAUCAGUGCAGUGGCUUGGAAUCCGAACCUCCAUGUUGCUGGCUGGGCAGCAGCUGGCAUGGCCGACGGCUUGCUCAGGGUCGAAGAUAUUGCUGGUUGAUCGAGACACGGCUGGCUAAUGUUCCUCUUGACGCGCGCUGUGCGAGCAAAAUUUCUUACACGGCCAAGUGUCAAAUUGUGCACUAUACCGUGACUUGCUUGCCGUAUCUCUGAGCCCUACGGACCUUUGUAUGAUCUUCAGUACAGGAAUCGUGGAACAUGCGCUUCGGAGAUGACCUGACCAACUUGAAGCGCAGAGUUUCAGAGUCUUAGAAUUCCGUUCACCCAUCUGGACCUGCCUGCUCCAAGUAAAGCUGGACAUUUGGCAGUAGAACCGAUAACUCGUGCAAUGCAGAAGGGCUUCUUGGGACAUGAAUAUCUCUGACCGGCCUCUGGCAAAGAAGUGUUGAGCUGCGCACUGACAUUGUACCGCGUGGAAGCAGAUACUGUGCCUCUGAGCACUCAUCCCGUCAACACAGGUUUCUGCAAGUGAUUAAAGCUCACGAUGGUUUGGCGGGACUGAUUCAUUGGAUGGAUAGUGUUCAAACAAUGGUAGCAAGGCGCAUGUCGAGAGUAGAAGGUAGCAAUCAGGAAAUGUAGCAUAAAAUCAUCAGAUGAAUGUCGACACUUAU